This is a messenger RNA of Ilex paraguariensis (yerba mate), 492 nucleotides long. The record is from the annotation of a GenBank genome assembly. Lineage: Eukaryota; Viridiplantae; Streptophyta; Magnoliopsida; Aquifoliales; Aquifoliaceae.
AUGAAGCAUGAAACUGAGCUCAUUGAAGAUAGCUUGGCUCUUCCUGGAUUGCCAUCCUUCCCCUGCAAGGUUGGUUCAAGUGAGGAGGAAUUUGUAGACUCAGAUGAUGUUGCAAACAGCCGUCCACGUACCCGUCCUGCUGCAGUACAUAAUCUGCCUUUCGUAGAUUCAAAGCUGGUGAUGGCUUCUGCAGGAGUCAUGAAGCGAGAGUUCAGGCGGAGACAUGUACCAUACGGAUGGCUUCAGAAAUUGGAUCCAAGUGAGCCCGUUUUGCUGUUCACGAAAUCUCUGGAUCCAGAAAAGUUGGCAGCUGCGGGAAUUGUACCACCAUCAGAUUCUUCAAUACCGAAUGGUACAUCUGCGCACUCCUUUAACUUUCAUGGAAGGAUUGGCCGAGGAGGGCGAAUAAUAUUUGAUAGAUGGAACCCUCUUACACAUACCCCCAUUGACUGCGGUGGAAAGGAAAUUGCAAGUGUUGGGCAACAACCAUGA